UACAAUAAACAAAGGGACGGACAAACGAGCAUAAAAGCAAUAAUUUGAGAGUGCGAAAACAGACAAAAAUUCAACGUCGACUAAAUUACCUGAGUUUUGAUGGUGUUUUAAUUAAAGUACAAUAGAAAUUCGAUGCAGUAAAAUAUUCAAAAACAGAUUAAACACGCAUUCCUGCAAAAAAUUAAACUCGGAAUUCAGCCUAUAUUAGAAAAAAAAUAAAAAAAAUUAUAAGUGCAUUGCUAUUGGCGCAUAAGUCGUGCGUAUAAAUAAUAAAUAGGAAAAGCUAAACAUAAAACAAAAUACAUAAUGGAUCGCAACAAUGGCUCAAAUCGUUACACACCAAUACGGCGCGCAGGCCAACAACAUAAUCAAUCAAAUUCGCUUUCAUCUCACGCAUCUUCGAACAAUAAUCAACAUCAGCAACAAAAUUUAGAUAAUCAUCGUAGUAAUUCGUCACAAUAUUCCACGUCCAAUCAUAACGCAUACUCACCACCCUCCGCGAUGUCCCGCGAGCCGCUAACACAACAUGACGAACUGAUUCGAUACAUCAGGGAAGCAUGGACUAAGGUUAAUGAGCAAAAUACGCCGGUAAACUAUUGCAACGAAUCGGAUCAUCAAUUAAAAAACUUCAAGCCAUUUAACUUGGAGGAGUAUUGGGAUCAACGGCAUUUUCAAAAUAUUCGUGUAUCACACGGCCAACAAUAAGAAGAUAGUACGUGCAAGUGUAAGAUAGCAAUUGCAGUGUGUUAUUUGGUACUGAUACAAUUAACACAAUUUACAUAUAAAAAUUUGUAUUUCAAAUAUUGAGAAAAACUGCGAAAUUAUAUACCGGGAUAUAUAAAAAAAAUAAACAUACUUAUUUCCAAAUAAAUUACGAAUUAUAUUAAAUACAUAGUUGUAUUAUCAAAGCUAAAAUAUUCGUUGCAUGAAAGUAGUUAAGAAAUAUAUUAUUAAAUUACAAUUUAAUAUAUUGAGAAGAAAAAGAAAAAAUUUUAACAUGAAAAAACAAAAAUUAAGUUAUUAACAAUAACAUUAGCAUCGUACGAAACGUUCAUUCAAUAUGCAAUUAUAAGAUUUCGCAAUAAAAUUAUUAAAGUAAUGCAAAUUAUGUGAGAAAAUAAUGACGAUACAUUUCAAAUUUACAAUUAAAGGCAAUAAAAAUGAUUUAAGUAAA
Molecule: messenger RNA, 1174 nt
Organism: Ceratitis capitata (Mediterranean fruit fly)
Lineage: Eukaryota; Metazoa; Arthropoda; Insecta; Diptera; Tephritidae
Exons: 3
Coding region: 307-705 (132 amino acids)
Source: RefSeq, a predicted model, not a curated record